Messenger RNA from Chrysemys picta bellii (western painted turtle), 6626 nucleotides. It is a transcript of the gene CD276, whose product is annotated as CD276 molecule. Gene Ontology annotation, cellular component: external side of plasma membrane. Gene Ontology annotation, molecular function: signaling receptor binding. The record is from RefSeq and is a predicted model, not a curated record. Lineage: Eukaryota; Metazoa; Chordata; Testudines; Emydidae. Gene Ontology annotation, biological process: T cell receptor signaling pathway; regulation of cytokine production.
AACAGCGGGAUCAUUCCCCCACUUAUACAGGUCUCCCCGCUGAUGCCCCUGGGAACCCAAUGGAGGGAAGGUUGGCGUAGGAGGAUGAAGGUUUCGCUGUAACACAGGCACCAUCUCUCCGAAGUAGGCUCAGGGCAGCUCCUGCCAAGAGGGAAGAUUCCCUUUGCCAAGGACACGCGGGGCCUUGCUCUCCCCUCCCCGCCGCCCCUCACUGACGCUCUGGGAUCUCGCCCUGCAGCACAGAUGCCCUGCCCAUUGCUCAUCCUGGGCCUGCUGGUGCUCGCUCCAGCCGGCUCAGUGGAUAUCCGGGUCCCCGAUGACCCUGUGAUCGCCCUCUUUGGUCGGGACGCCGUCCUCCACUGCUCUUUCUUGCCUGAUGCCAGCUUCAGCCUCACCGAGCUCAGCCUCAUCUGGCAGCUGACGGACACCAAGCGGUUGGUGCACAGCUUUGCCAGCGGGCAGGACCAGCUGGCUGACCAGGGCAGCGGCUAUGUCAACCGCACGGCCCUCUUCUACGAGGAGCUGCCCCGGGGCAAUGUCUCGUUGCUGCUGCGGCGGGUGCAGAUCUCCGAUGAGGGCAGCUUCACCUGCUUUGUCCGGGUCCAUAGCUACAGCAGCGCGGCGGUGACGCUGCAGGUGGCCGCUUUGUAUUCUAAGCCCAACUUGAACCUGGAGCCCAGCAAGAAUCUGAAGCCAGGGGACCUGGUGAUGGUGACCUGCCACACCUUCCGCGGCUACCCUGCGGCUACGGUGCUCUGGCAGGAUGGCCAGGGCAACAACAUCACGGAGAACGUCACCACCUCCCAGGUGGCCAAUGAGGAAGGGCUCUUUGAUGUGCAGAGCAUCCUCCGUGUGGUGCUGGAGCCCAACAGCACCUACUCCUGCCUGGUGCGGAACCCCGUGCUGCAGCAGGAGACCCACGCCUCCGUUACCAUCACUGGCCAGCACCUCAGCUUCCCUGCCGUGGCUCUCUGGGUGACUGUGGGACUCGCUAUCUGCAUCUUGGGGCUGCUGGGUGCCCUGGCUUACGUGUGCCGGAAGAAAAUUCGCCAGAGCUGCAAGGAAGAGGAAGAGAAUGCAGGGAUGGAGGAGCAGAGUGAGGAUGGUGGAGAACCCAAGACAGCUUUGCAGCCUCUGAAGAGCACAGAGAACAAAGAAGGCAACGAACAAGAAAUUGACUGACAGGAAGUGGAGGAGACGCACAAACGAUGCCCCAUGCCACAGACUAGCAGACUGUCCUCUCGGACCAUUGUAGCCUCCUGGGGGAUGUCCUAUAGGAGACACUGAACAUCCCAUCCCCUGUGUCACCAUUGCUGCAUACCCUGGCCAUGAAGGACAGCAGCUUCAGCCUGUUUGCUCUGUUUGCUUCACCGUAACCAUCUUCCCCCUCCCCUCCCCCCCACACACAGGGUAGAUGCAAUUGUGUCGCUAUGUAGGGCUCGCUUCCUCACGGGGCUGGAUACACUUUAUUCCCAGGAGUCCUUCUCUUCCUGGCCCGUGCAGCCCAAAGGGGCCUGAUUCUCCAUUGUCCUGCACCUUUGGUGCUCAUUUCCACCAAUGCAAAGUGGGUGCAUAGUGCUCCCAAUGGUGACCAUUUGCACUCACACUACCCCGGUGGAAAUGACUGUAUAAGAUGCAGGGCAGUGGAGAGUUGGGCCUAGGAGGUGAAGGGCUCUUUCCUGUAAGGUGAUUAACUUAGAGAUCAAUGGGGUUACUCCUGCACUUAGUUAAGCAGGUGCUAACGUGCUCUGCUGGAUGGGUUGGAGGGCUUGGUCCCUUGUGAGAAUGAACCCUCCCUGCACAGGAAGUGCAGCCAGCAGGAUCUGAGCAGCUAGGAGGGAUGCAAUGGGGACGCUUGCCAAACAAGUGUGUGGACAGAUGAGGUGGGUGGUGAACUCCCCCACCCUCCCGCAAUUUUAUCGAUGGUUAAGGGGAUGUUUGCUUAUCAGUGCCCUAUUACAGCACCAGCUCUUGGUGUCUUGGCCCUUAUAGCAUGUGACUAACACCAGAGCUGGCCGUACGGCUCCAUGGAUGUCCCUCCUCCCCACUCCCAGCCAUCCUUCCCCCGCUCUCACCACAGAUCAGGCUCCAGCUUAUUCCCACACCCCAAAUUCAGCUUCUAAAGGGGGUGGGGAGGGGAUGGGACCAGGUGUCUGUCUUUCAGAAGAUCCAAAGGCAGAGGCUCUGAGUGUCCUUGUGCCCUCCUGUCUGCCUUUCCUCUCCUGCACCUGGUGCCUGAGACCCAACCACAACCGUUCUUUAGGGGAGCCUGCUGAUCGUUGGACUAUCCUCCCCUCAAGAUGCCUUCAUGGACAAGGUUCAACAACCUCCAAGCAGCAGGGCUGUGGAGGUGGACAAUGGGCCCAAGAAGGUCUUUGAAGCUCUUGGAGAUGGACAGUGGGUCCAGGUGGCUGUAGAGAUGGAAAAUGGCCUAGUGCGGUUAUAGAGGCUCUGUGGGGAUGGAGCUCAUAGACUUGAGUGGAAGUGGUCCCUGGUCUUGGUCCUGGUUAUGGCAGAGGCACAGCUCCAAAGGGCAUCUUGUUGUUAUCUUUAACGUUGUACCACUGUCACCAGCAUGUCUUUUGCCAUAAGCCCCUGGAGCCAGAGCUGUCCCUGGCUUAAUUCCAUUGAGGUUAGUGGGGUUACCCCCGGGGUGGGUUUGGCCCAGAAGAUUUUGUUGAGGCAGGAGAGGGAGAGGAAACUUCAUAGAUCUCACCCCCCUGCCCUUGCCUUGCUUUAUCAAAGGAGUCAGGAAGUAUCUGUAACUGGAUGUUGCGCCUGCUUGGGCCAAGGGUGAGGAGGGAAACUUGCAGGUCAGAUGUGACCCUCAACUACUAACUCCCAAGCUGCUUGCAUCCUUGCUGGAGAAGGGGAUGGGCAUGAGCGGAGGCAGAGAUGGAUUCUCCCAUCGUUUUUGCAUCCCUGGUUGGGAAGGAUGAUCCACAAUUUUCUGCAGCAAAGCUAUCCCCAUUUCCUGCUCUAUCCAUCAGAAAGCCUCCCCUGCAGCCUGGUUCCAGGGCCAGUGAGGUCAAGGGUGCCACCUCAGCUGCUUGCAAAGAGCACUGUGAAGUUAAAUGGGAGUUCCCCCCCAUGGUUGUCGCUCUCACACACUGGCCGGUCUGUUCCUGGGCAUCUGGUGGCCAUUUUGAAGCCAAGGUUUCCCAUGAGCGGAUGCCUCUAAAGUAUGUGUUUGGGGUCAUCAACUCUGAGGUGAAUGGAAAAUACCUGCCUGAGCAGCAUGGAACCUGCCAGUGACCCUAAGCUUUUCCUGCCAGAAAGCUAGAGGCAAGGGGAAACUAGGCUGCGAGAAUCUAAUGGGCCAUGGAGGCCCACCUGCCUUCUCAGCCCCACCCAUGGUUCAUCUAAAUCACUGGGCUUCUCAGCUAUGUCAGUGGGUGUGUGGGUGUGAUUAACUUCAUUGGGGAUGCCCUCAUGUAUCCCAGCUGAAGAGCUGAGGGGCUAUUAUAGGUGGUGGGGGAGCACCUCCUAUCGUUAAGAUUUGCUGACACCUCCCUAUAUAAGACCCUGCUUUCAGUUGCUUUAUAACUUUGCCAAGCUUUAGCCGUUUGGAUGGAGAUUUUCCAUGCCAGAGGUCUGCCUCAGGCUGAAUGCGUUUGGCAAAUUUCAGUCAGAAUGGCUUGGCUGUUUCUGAGAAUGAGGCUAAGGGAAAGUACAUUGUUUAGUCCAUGUUAAAAACAAUUUGGGCCCCCUUUUCUUUGAGCAGCUUUAGCGCCCCCGUGCUUGGGAAGGGGGACUUGAAAUUUGGUAGGGGCAUGGCCUCUGUGUCAGGGAUGUGCCUGUUGCCACCCCGGUGAAAAUCUGUCCACAUUUGGUCAAGUUUCUUUUUAAAAUUGCAGUUUGCAUGUACCCAGAGACUUCAGUUUUGCCAGCUAAAUCUCUGAUGAUUCCAUCCUCACUGAGCAUGCUCGAGGCUCUCUCAGCUCCUAGUGCUGGCCAGACUGCGUGUGCCAUCCCCAGAGAGCAGCUGUGCAUGCUGCUGCUAGACUAGGGCUGCUGGGACAAAGCUGGACUUGCCCUGUGAGUGCUGCUCUAGGCCAGGUGUGGUGGGGCAGAGAGGCUGUCUCUCGUGCUCUCAGGAUCCAGGCACUUUGGCAGAGGAAGCUGUCUGAUGUGGUGCAGAGGGGACAAAAGCUGGAUUGGGGCAAGGGAAGGAGUAAAUUGGUGACAUGGAAUCUAGCAAACCUGGGUCUGCAGGAGGAAGGGAUGCUGGGACCAACUGGGUGACAGGACUGGGAACCAGGGAGAGAAAUGGGACAGGACUGGGAGCCAGUUGGUGGGGAGGGGGGAGACUGGCACUGGCUGGACAAUGAGGCUGGGAUUAGGGACCAGUGAGGGAAGGGCAAAGGGAGCAGGGGGAGGGGGACAGCUGAAAAGGAGCUGGUAUGUGGGAGAAUUGGGACUGCUUGGGCAAAGAGAUGGGGCAAGGAGCCAGAGAGGGGGGAGAUUGGGGCAAGAAGGGUGGGAGGGGGAGACUGAAUUUAAAUGAGCAGCCCCGGGAGGGAGAUUAGGAGUGGAAGCCUAUGGGGAUGGGAAGCAGAGGGAGCUCAGAUGUGGAGCUGGGAGAGGGAACUGGCUGGGAGAGGAGUUGGGGCAAGAUGGGGAGAAUUGUGACUGGGUGUGAGUGAGACUGGGAGUCGGGGGGAGAGUUUGGGAUUUGGAAAGUGGGGGCCAGGGAUACUAGUGCAGGCUGGGCAAGGAGAUGGGCUGGGAUGAGAAGCCUGAGCAGUAGAGGCGACUGGGUAGCUAGGAGAAUGGGACUGGAACAAGUAGCCAGGGCUGGGGAAGCGACAGAGACAGGAAUAGCUUGGUGGUGGUAGGGGAGAAGGGGUCAAGCUUGGGAGCAAUGAUGGGAAGAGUCUGUGGCCACUAGAGCACACGCCCCUCUUGAGCCUGGAUUGGAACCCAAGAUUACUGAAAGAAGAACAGGAGUACUUGUGGCACCUUAGAGACUAACAAGAUUACUGAGGCUCAUUCCUCUGCCGUCAGCAAGCAUCUGGCAAAGUGUGGGCCUCAUCCCCCUCUGAGCCAUAUAGAGGAUGACAACCCACUACUGCUGCCAGUUAUUCUAUGAGCUCCCAUGGCAGAGGUCUGUGCGGUGAAUCUAACAGUUCCAGCCCUGCUGAUAAUGCAUGUAGGUGUCAAUAUGCCACAGAGAGGAAUUCCUGAUCUUUCAGGUUUGUUUUUUUUUAAACCUCGGCAAAUAUGUGACCCCCUUGUGCAUGUGUAUUAUGGUACAGUGUUUAAUGACAUGGUCACAUACUGUUGUUUGCACAGGAUCCCUUCCUGGUUCAGUGCACUGGCUGGACCUGUUCUAGGAAUGAAUCAGGGUUGUGCAGUGAAGGAGGCUGGAAUUAGCAGGACCCUGUCUCUUUUGUUGCAGAGGUUAGAAGAUGUCUAGUGAAUGAGGAAGGGGGCUUCAAGAAGAGAAAGGCAUGGGUCUCAUGGGAAAGGCCGUUGAAUGCUGCCCUGGACAAUUAGAUUCUAUUCCUGCCUCUUGAGGCCGAGUUCCUGUGCGAUGCUGGGCAAAUCAAACCAAUUGUUAACAGGUGGCCACUGAUUGUGUGUUCCUCAUUUUGGGGAUGCCUGACUGGAGACCCUGGGCGGAAGUGCUGAGCACGCCCUGCUGCAGCUGGUCAGUGAGAGCUGUGAUUGAAUAUAGAAAGUGCUAUAUAAUGCUUAUCAGGCCCUAGGUGCCUCGUAUUGGGCACCAAAAUUAGUAGAUACUUUUGACCUUAAUCUCUCUGUGCCUCAGCUGUCCACCUGUAAAAUGUGGAUAAUACUUCCUCAUCUCUCCGGGUUGCUGGGGAUGGGGGAUUCAUUAAUUUUGGUGAAGCACUUCGCUACUCUAAUGAUGAGUGCAGGAGAAAAGCCCAUGGGGAAAUGAAUAAUUCUGUCUCAGAGCAGGGUUUGAAUAGUGGGCAGUAGGUGGGGCGAGGGGCCUCACAUGGAACAAUGAGGCCAAAACAAAAUAUUGACUAGCUGCUCAUUAAGGGAACACCAUCCACCCUGUGCCAUGAUGGAAAAAACAGUAUGAGAUUGUGUAAUUAAAGACUUUGUCAUAUUGCAUAUGCACCAGGGACCAAAUUUAGAUUGCUAAGGCAGCCUUAAUUUUGGCAUUUCCUAACUUUUGAUCGCUUGACUUUGCAAUCUAAAUAGUUUCCUUUUAAUGUAGCUUUUGUGUGUAACAAAGACCUGUGCAGGCCACUAAAUGUUUGUGAGUUAAGGGGCCCAAGACAGAAUGUUCCGGGCCAUAAAAGGAGCAGAGUCAUUUAAGCUGUGCUCACAGCACCAGUGGAAACAUAAAGGGGCAGACCAAAGUCAGGGAGGUGCCAGCAUUGUCCGGCCAGCCUGCCUUAUGCAUAGUUUCUGAUCCCUGGCUGCCUUUUUCACCCUCCAUCCGUGCUUCUCGAACUCAAGCCCCACUGUGCUGCAUUCAGACAUCCUCAGCACUCGUCUCUGGCUCCACUCAGGCAGGGAGAUACCAUUGGGCUAGAAUCAAGGUCUGGUUUGGUAUUUUUUAAUUAUUUAAAUUCCAGAAUCUGGAGUAUUUUGUGCCUUGACACUUACAUUUGGGGGGAAAUAAAUGCUUGGUUCUUUUUGACAAA